Engraulis encrasicolus (European anchovy) is the source of this 995-nucleotide messenger RNA. RefSeq lists its product as uncharacterized. The transcript is spliced from 4 exons. Lineage: Eukaryota; Metazoa; Chordata; Actinopteri; Clupeiformes; Engraulidae. The coding region runs from base 1 to 612 and encodes 203 amino acids. The record is from RefSeq and is a predicted model, not a curated record.
AUGCUAUUUCUCAUCUGCUCAGAGUGCUGGACAAACUGGAUGGACCGUGAUGACCCAACUGGAAGUGGAGACUGGGAGACCGUCAGUUCUCUGCAGAAGUCAUAUCCAAAGCAAAUGUGCCCAAACCCCACCGCCAUCGAGGUGGCAACUGUGGAUGGCAUCAGUCUGGCUGAUGCGGGCAACACCUUCUUUGCGAAUGAUCACAUCACUGGGCUGAUCUGCAAGAAUGCUGAUCAAAAGAAGUGCUUCUGUCGGGAUUACAAAGUCCGCUUCGUCUGCAGCCCUCCCUACUGCGACACCCAGAAACUGUGCUGGACCAAGUGGUAUGACCGUGACGACCCCUCGGCCACUGGAGACUGGGAGACGCUGAGUUCUCUGAGGACAGCGUACCCCGCUGAUAACAUCUGCGCCAAUCCCAUCGCCAUCGAGAGCAGAACUGUGGACACCAACACACCUGCCUCCAUGACCGGACAAGACUUCCUCCACUACUCUCCAUCAACUGGAUUUGCGUGCGUGAAUGGGCCAAAACAAAAGUGCCGGGACUACAAGGUCCGCUUGGGGUGUCCUUGCUUUACCCUCUUGACUGCUCCGUUGGAUAAAGAAGAGGAAUAAGCCCACUGCCUUCAGGCUGCUGAGCCAUCUCAUUUAAAGCAAAGGCGAAGCAGCAACAGUGCUCACACUACUACAUGCAAACCCACUGCAUAAUGGGACCCAACAAGAGGAGUUUCUGCAAUGGCAAUGACCUCGGCUGGCUGCUUAGUGCACUGGGAGUCAAUGGGAUGUCUUUCUGUAACAGCAGUGACAUCUAUUAGACAUAACAGCAGUGACUUGUGUUAGAUAUGUUACAUGUUGGAUUGUGUGAUAUCGACUAGUGCACAGGGAAAAAUAACAAUAAAAUACACACUUCAAAUUGUGUGUUUUCAUGGUGGUAUUUCAUUCAUGAACAAAGCACGUUUGGGGGAUAUGGUAUAAUUGAUUAGUUUGUUGUAUAAGAU